AUGGGUACAAUCAAUUUAUUAUCAAAUGAUUAUAGCGGUAAAAUAACACCCACUGAUUAUAUAAAUAAUAAUAAUAAUAAUAAUGAAGAUUCCAAAUCGGAUAAUAAUAAACAUCAGAGAGAUGAGAAAGAGGAAGAUAUAACAAAUGAAAAUGGACCAAUACGAAAAGUGUCUAAAAGAGAUGACGACAACAAGAGCAAUAAUAAUAAUAAUAAUAAUAAUAAUAUUAGCAUACUUGAACUUUCUCCAGAAGGUAAUAUAAUAACAUCCGAAAACAAUAAUAAUAAUAAUAACCAAAAGCCUGAAGAAAUAAAUGUAUUAGGCCAUAUGCAUACACAUAACAAAUCUUUACCUGCAUUCAACUUUACAAGAUUCUGUUAUAGACACAACCCAGAGAUUCAAAAUUCUCCAACACAUACUGCAUGUUAUAAUCAAGAUUUAAAGAAAGUCAAAGAGAUAAAUUAUCAAAUUUCUAAACUCCCGAUACAGGAACAAUCUGAGAUUCACCAUAUGAUAUCGAAAUUUAACAAAUCCAAUGAUAAAACAAGAAAAUUGAUAUUCGAUGGACUGCUUGCGUCAUCAUGUUUCCCACAACUAUCAUAUGUUUCCACCCAAGUACAAGAAAUGCUUAAAAUAGAUUUUAUUAGCAUAUUACCUAAAGAAUUAUCAUCUAAAAUAUUAAGUUAUCUUGAUUGUCAAUCACUUUGCAAUUCGAUGUUAGUGUGUCACAAAUGGAAUAAUUUAGCAAAUAACAAUAGAAUAUGGUACCACAUGUGUAAACAACAUAUCGAUAGAAAAUGUCCAAAUUGUGGUUGGGGGUUACCUCUACUACAAAUGAAGAAUAAUUUCCGUAAUCGUCAACGUAAGAAAGAAGAUCGAUUAAUUAAAAAUCCUUGGAAAGUAAUUUAUAGAGAUAGAUUUAAAGUUGAGAAAAAUUGGAGAAGAGGUAAUUUCACGAUCAAGGAUUUCAAGGGUCACAUGGAUGGGAUAUUAAGUUUACAACAUAAUUAUAAUUUACUGUUCACAGGAUCAUAUGAUUCCACCGUGGCCAUUUGGGAUAUACAUAGUGGUAAAUUGAUGAGAAGAUUACAAGGUCAUUCGGAUGGUGUUAAAGCAUUAUAUUUUGAUGAUCAAAAAUUGAUUACAGGAUCUUUGGAUAAGACUAUAAGAAUUUGGAAUUAUGUUACUGGUGAAUGCAUUUCCACAUAUAGAGGUCAUACAGAUAGUGUAAUGAGUGUUGAUUCUUUCAAAAAGAUAAUUGUAUCGGGUAGUGCUGAUAAGACAGUUAAAGUAUGGCACAUUGAGACAAGAACAUGCUAUACAUUAAGAGGUCAUACUGAGUGGGUUAACUGUGUUCGUUUGCAUCCUAAGAGUUUUAGUUGUUACAGUUGUAGUGAUGAUGGUACAAUCAGGAUGUGGGAUAUACGAACUAAUAGUUGCUUAAAAGUUUUCCGUGGUCAUGUUGGUCAAGUUCAAAAAGUCCUACCAUUAACUAUAAUAGAUAUUGAAAAUCUAGUUACAGAUAAGAAUAGUAAUGCAUGUACUGGUCACCAUACCAACGGAGAACCCGAAGUUACUGAAGACCCUCAAAAUGUCGAGUUAGAUGAAAACAUUCCAUACCCAACACAUCUAUUAUCUUGUUCCUUGGACAAUACUAUUAAGUUAUGGAAUAUCAAGACAGGCCAAUGUAUUAGAACUCAUUUUGGUCAUGUGGAAGGUGUAUGGGAUAUUGCAGCUGACAAUUUUAGAAUUAUUAGUGGUUCUCAUGAUGGUUCCAUAAAGAUUUGGGAUUUACAAAGUGGGAAAUGUAUGCAUACUUUCCAAGGUAGAAGACUAGAGAAAGAUACGGUACCAACUACUAUUAACAAUAACAACAACAGUAAUGAUAAUGAUAAUAAUGAAGAGACUAGUAAUGACCAAUCAAGUAACAAGAUAUCUCCAAUAACAUGUGUUGCUAUAGGUGAUUCUGAAUUCUUCUGUGGUGAUGAAAUGGGAUGUUGUCGAAUGUUCAAUUUUGAGAGUGGAACAGAUGACGGCAAUGUUGAUGAUUAA
Messenger RNA from Maudiozyma barnettii, 2052 nucleotides. RefSeq names its product ubiquitin-binding SDF ubiquitin ligase complex subunit MET30 (gene MET30). The transcript has a single exon. Gene Ontology annotation, molecular function: protein binding. The record is from RefSeq and is a predicted model, not a curated record. Lineage: Eukaryota; Fungi; Ascomycota; Saccharomycetes; Saccharomycetales; Saccharomycetaceae. The coding region runs from base 1 to 2052 and encodes 683 amino acids.